UGGCGACUGUAAUUUACCGUGCGGCGCUUUACUUGAGGAAGCCCAACCCUAAAACCCUGGUUUGCGCUCAUAAAUGAUACAUCUCUCCCGCCGAGGGAGGGAGAGAGAGAGAGGGAGAGAGAGAGAGAGAGAGAAUGGAAGAAGGUAUGGAGGUGGACGUGGAAGAGUCAGAAGCUACUCCUAAUUCAAAGCACUCCAAGCGAUUUGGAUUGAAGAACACGGUCCAAACAAGCUUUGGUGAAGACUACGUCUUUCAAAUCGUGCCCAAGGAUGAUUUGACGUCGAUGGGGGUGUCUCUGUCUACCAACGCCGUGAAAUUGUACGCGCCGGCGACUGGUCAAUACUUUGGAGAGUUGAAAGGCCACUCUUCCACUAUCAAUCAAAUCUCCUUCUCUGGUCCAACUACUCCCAACGUCCUCCACUCCUGCUCUUCUGAUGGUACCAUCAGAGCUUGGGACACUAGAUCAUUCCACCAGGUGUCUUCAGUAAGUGCUGGCCCGUCACAAGAUAUAUUCAGCUUUUCGUUUGGUGGGUCAGGUGAUAAUCUUCUUGCCGCUGGAAGUAAGUCUCAGAUAUUCUUCUGGGACUGGAGAACCAAGAAGCAGAUUGCAUGCUUGGAGGAAUCUCAUAUGGAUGAUGUUACUCAGGUCCACUUUGUCCCCGACCAUCAAAACAAGCUUCUUUCUGCUUCUGUAGAUGGACUAAUGUGUAUCUUUGAUACCCGUGGAAGUAUCAGCGACGAUGAUCAUCUGGAGUCAGUGAUUAAUGUGGGAACUUCAAUUGGAAAAGUUGGCUUUCUUGGAGGGGCAAGCCAAAAGCUCUGGUGUUUGACACACAUUGAAACCUUAAGUGUUUGGGACUGGAAUGAUGCAAAAAUUGAAGUGAACAUAGAGGACGCUCGUACUUUAGCUUCUGACAGCUGGGCAUUGGAUCAUAUUGACUAUUUUGUUGAUUGUCACUACUCGGGGCAAGACGAUCGGCUAUGGGUGAUUGGUGGAACCAGCGCUGGAACCUUGGGCUACUUCCCUGUGAACUUCAAAGGAAAAGGAGCGAUUGGGCCUCCAGAAGCCGUUCUCCACGGUGGCCACACGGGUAUUGUUAGGAGUGUCUUGCCUUUGUCGGGCAUGCAGGGUGCGCCCACCCAUACCCAAGGAGGCAUCUUUGGAUGGACAGGUGGUGAGGAUGGCCGUUUAUGUUGUUGGAUGCCAGAUGAAUUGUCGGAUGCAAAUCGUUCUUGGAUUUCAAGUAAACUGGUCAUGAAGUCACCAAAGAUCUGCAGGAAAAGCAGACAUCAUCCCUACUAGUAGUCUGUCAAUCAGCAUUUCGUGUUGUACCCUGUUUUAUAAUGGUUUUCAUUCAUCUGGUCCUUUCGUUUGAACCGUUGGAAUGCCUUUAUAGUUUAUAGUUCAUGAUAUUAACCAGUUUGACAGUGAUCCGGUUGUUUGUAAUCUAUUGUAAGGGAUGAAAAGCCACUAUAGCUUGAGCAUUUACUCUCUUUUUUUUGAAUGGCAAAUCUUCAUUAAUAAA
Molecule: messenger RNA, 1527 nt
Organism: Rhododendron vialii
Lineage: Eukaryota; Viridiplantae; Streptophyta; Magnoliopsida; Ericales; Ericaceae
Product: WD repeat-containing protein GTS1
Exons: 8
Coding region: 135-1304 (389 amino acids)
Molecular function (GO): protein binding
Source: RefSeq, a predicted model, not a curated record